CGGCAAUUUUGUGUCUUAUUGGACCGUGGUGAGUUCUAUGGCCAUUGUACAUGAUUGUGUAGUAGCAUGACCAGUUCCUUUGCAGACAUAUGAAAGCAUAUUCAAGGACAAGUUUGGCCAUGCAAAAAUAUACACCAAAGGCCCGCACGCCAUCCCAUUGAUGAUGCCGCAGCCUGUCCACCCACGUGAGAGCUUUGACACCAUACUCUUUGGCAAUUGGGACUGUCAUGAAGAAGAUGGGAAGGUCGUCAUCACCAGACAACCGGGGACUAUUAAUAUGCCAGAUAACGCCGGACGUGUACCUUCAUUUUUGCAGACCUCCAGGGCACCGUCGGUCACGAAACCUUUGAGGCAGACACCAGAACAGUGGCCGAGUUCACUGUGCUUUGCUGGUCAACAGAAGCCAGUCACCGGUCCCUCGCUCUCGUCCAGCAAGGUCCAGCCAAGCAACACGUCGGCAGCAUUGCGGAAGUAGUCCAAUCAGGGAGACGGCAUCGCCUCCGGUCAUUCGCAUGGCCCACGGUGCGACACAAGCUGUCUGAGGUACUGGUGCUCUGACUCGAUGAACUCCCAGGCUGAGAUAGAUGGAAACACUUGCACGACAGCGUUAGCUAUCUCUCUUUCGUGCCGCUGCAGUUUUGGUGGAUAGAUUGUCUCGGAUCGAUCGAGGAUUGGACUCGGCGUACCGCCAUCAAGACGAUUUGGUCCAGUAUUGCAGCACAACUACAGGAUUAAGGGAGACACAGUUGUCGACGGACUCAUAGCAUGCGUACGAUGGAUCGAUGGGCCAGCCG
Laetiporus sulphureus 93-53 is the source of this 794-nucleotide messenger RNA. RefSeq lists its product as uncharacterized. The transcript is spliced from 3 exons. The record is from RefSeq and is a predicted model, not a curated record. Bases 161 to 475 code for a protein of 104 amino acids. Lineage: Eukaryota; Fungi; Basidiomycota; Agaricomycetes; Polyporales; Laetiporaceae.